Auanema sp. JU1783 is the source of this 411-nucleotide messenger RNA. NCBI's taxonomy places the organism in Eukaryota, Metazoa, Nematoda, Chromadorea, Rhabditida, Rhabditidae. The record is from the annotation of a GenBank genome assembly.
AUGCCUUUGAAGCAUGCCAUCAAGGUCGUGUUAGCAGUUGGAGAAGCUUUUGGUAAAGCUCUAGGAAGAGCGGUAAAAGAGGAAAUUCGACAGAGUCAGCAUGCUGCUGAAAGAGUUGCUACUAGUACAGGACAAUCUGGGAGUGAAGCGAGAGAUAAUGCUACAAGUAAUGCCAAACUCGGAAUUACAUUAGAGGAAUCUUUACAAAUUUUGAAUAUCAAAGCACCUCUGAAUGCAGAAGAGGUUACCAAAAACUAUGAACACUUAUUCCACGCGAAUGAUAAAGCUAAUGGUGGAACACUGUAUCUCCAAUCAAAGGUUUAUCGUGCGAAGGAGAGAAUUGAUGAAGAGCUUAUGCGACAGGAAGCCAAGCAGAAUAAAGAUUCCGAGAAUCAAGAGAAGUCUCAGUAG